Molecule: messenger RNA, 2445 nt
Organism: Rhineura floridana
Lineage: Eukaryota; Metazoa; Chordata; Lepidosauria; Squamata; Rhineuridae
Gene: PSTPIP2
Product: proline-serine-threonine phosphatase interacting protein 2
Exons: 15
Coding region: 148-1152 (334 amino acids)
Biological process (GO): actin filament polymerization
Cellular component (GO): plasma membrane; cytoplasm; actin filament
Molecular function (GO): actin filament binding
Source: RefSeq, a predicted model, not a curated record
AGGCAGCGAGAAUUGAGGAACUUGAGUUGAGCAGUUCCUCUGGCCGGCAGAGCCGAGCCUCCGCGGGAAUCUCUCGCUCUUUUUCCCUCGGCACUUUUGCGCCUGGCGGGGGGGACCCUCAAGCCUUGCAACCGCUCCACAGCCACAAUGCGGGAGACUCUGUUCAAGGACAACUUCUGGACUACAGAUUUGAUCAGCACAGUCGGAUAUGACAGUAUCAUCCAACACCUUAACGAUGGCAGGAAGAACUGCAAGGAAUUUGAAGACUUCUUGAAGGAAAGGGCUUCUAUAGAAGAAAGAUAUGGAAAGGACCUCAUCAACUUAUCGCGGAAGAAACCUUGUGGACAGACGGAGCUGAACACCCUGAGAAGAGCCCUUGAGGUUUUUAAGCAACAGGUGGACAGUGUAGGUCAGAGCCAUAUCCAGUUGGCCCAGACGUUGCGUGAAGAAGCAAAGAAAAUGGAGGAUUUCAGGGAGAAGCAGAAAUUCCACCGUAAAAAGAUUGAGCUUAUGAUGGACGCUAUUCAUAAAAACCGGAAUUUGCAGUACAAGAAAACCCUAGAAGCCAAGAGGAUCUACGAACAGCGGUGCAGAGACAAAGAUGAGGCGGAGCAGGCGGUCCACCGGAGUGCCAACCUGGUCACGCAAAAGCAGCAGGAGAAGCUGUUUGUAAAGUUGGCUCAGACAAAGACAGCCCUAGAAGACUCAGACAGGGUGUAUCAGAUGACCAUCGGCGCUCUCGAGAAGAUCAGGGAAGAAUGGGAGAAUGAGCAUGUCAAGGCGUGUGAGUUCUUCGAGAGCCAAGAGUCGGAACGGAUAAACUACUUCCGGAAUGCCUUGUGGCUCCACGUCAACCAGCUCUCUCAGGAGUGUGUCAAGAAUGACGACAAUUACGAGGAGAUCCGCAAGAGCCUUGAGCAGUGCAGCAUCGAGAAGGACAUCGAGUGUUUUGUAAACUUCCGCAAAACAGGCGCCGUCCCCCCAGCUCCAGUGGUCUAUGAAAACUAUUAUAACUCGCAGAAGAAUGCAGUGCCGGGAAGAAAUCAACCACCAGUAACUGGGAGGAGGCCGCAGUUACCCAUCCCUUCCAGUGGACCAUUGGACCCUGAGUAUUCAACCGUGGAUGGUUAUAGUUUACUACAUCAUCCCUAAACUGGAGAGUAACUUGAAGCAUUUUGCCCAACUUUACCUCCAUGAGGAAAGCAAGUAAGAAAAUAACAGCAUAUCAAAAGCUGUGGCCUUUUCCACCCCCCUUCAUGAUUUUGUUUUCUUCUUGGCCGGACUUUUUAAAAACAAGACUAACAGAAGAGUUGAUUGUAUUCACAAUGGAGGAUGUGCACAGAACUAGCAGCACAAAACUUUCUUUCAACAAAUCCCACUGACGGAACUUUUCAUUUCAAGGAAAGGGGAAGAAAUACCCUUAAGUGCUCAGCGGCUGAUGGGGUGUCACGUCUCAAGUGAUUUGAGUGUGUCAAUCCUGAGUACAGAUCGUUACAUAAUUGAGGAAAUCACUGGAUGUUCUUGGACAAGUUGCAAUCUGUCUACCUGACCUUACUUUGCAGGGUUGUUGUGAGGGUUAAAUGAGAUGAUCCCAUUAUGUUGUCCUGGACUCUGUAGGAAAUGUGAGACGCCAAUGUGAAAGCUAGUUAUCCUGGGAGUAAAAAGUUGCGGGUGGGGAGGAGGAGAUACAGUGAAAUGGAGAUAGCUUUUUUAUUGCACAUUCAUGAUGCUUUGUGCUCACAAUGCUAUGGGAUGGUCACACGUGAUCCCACUUUAGAAACUUGCAAAAGUUUUGGGGGUGGUCACUCUGCUUCAUUUCCAGUCAGGGUCUAUCUUGUAACUUCCUGCUGGAAUCCUGUCACUUUUCGUUCCACAAAAGUUAUGGUUUAUUUUUGCCCUGCUUUUGUUGAACUGCCGCCCCUCCAGACAGCAAUAAUAUGGUAGCAUUAGGGAAACUGUGCAGAACAAAUUAAAGCAGACGAAAUCUACCACUAAUGCACUACUGUUGUGUCAAGAGCUCACUGAAGAAUACAUCCACACUAAAAUACCAGUCUGGAGGGGCCCUGCCUUCCAGUGUAUCUGUUGUGGGAAAAGAUGUCUGAAGCUUUUUCUAGGGUGUUUUCCCAACUUAGGGAUGAAUUGAGAGGCACACGUUGAAGGUCUUGCGUAUACACCUGAAUCCCUGAAUGAUGAGAGGUCUUGGAGUCCCAAACGUGGUGUGUGUGUGUGUGCUGGUUUGUUUGGGAUGAAGGUCACUGAAGGCUGGUGAUGUUUCUGUGAUACACGGUUUUAUCUUUAUUUAUUUUAUUUUAUAAAAAUAUUUGUGUACCGCUAUUUGUUAAAAGCACCAAAGCGGUUUACAACAUGCUAACAAAAAAGCCAACCACCGUAGAAUAAAAACAUGAAAAAUACAAUAAAAACGAAAGUCAAUUGUUGUGAAGAAAA